This is a messenger RNA of Cuscuta campestris, 1110 nucleotides long. The record is from the annotation of a GenBank genome assembly. NCBI's taxonomy places the organism in Eukaryota, Viridiplantae, Streptophyta, Magnoliopsida, Solanales, Convolvulaceae.
ACUAUCCUUAUCUGGCCCGGGGUGGGGCUUCUCCCAGCCGUCCCAGGGGCUACUGGGUGGGCUAUUCGACCUUUUGGACAGACGAGUAUACGACCAAGCUGGGCUCGAUUGAGCGGCAAGUUUUCACUUAACAGUGAAGCUUCCCCCCCAAAGCUUCUCUUCCUGUCUAUCGCUUCAACCGGCGAUGGCGCCAAAACGCCGGCGCUCGAAGAACCGCAGAAAGCUUUUGAAACGAAGAGGGCCAUUGAAAUCCGUGCAGGGAGGUGAAGAGCCUGGAGAGGACGAAGGAGUUAGUCCGAUGGUAGAGAAGUACUGGUUUCAAAGGUUCGAUCUAUUCUCCAGGUAUGACGAGGGGAUAAAGAUGGACGAAGAGGGGUGGUUUUCCGUCACGCCGGAGGAAAUUGCCGCCAGGCAAGCCGACUGCUGCUGCGGCGGUGUUGUCAUUGACGGUUUUGCAGGCGUUGGGGGUAAUGCUAUUCAAUUUGCGGCGAAGUAUAAUUAUGUGAUUGCAAUUGACAUUGAUCCUAAGAAGAUUGAAAUGGCUCGACACAACGCGAAUAUAUAUGGAGUGGAAGAAUAUAUCGAUUUCCUCGUCGGGGACUUCUUCCAAUUGGCUCCUUUUUUGAAGGGAGACGUUGUGUUUCUUUCUCCCCCAUGGGGUGGUCCAACCUACAAAUUGAGAGACACUUAUGGUCUAGAGCUUCUGAAACCAAAAGACGGCUAUGCAUUGUUUCAGGCUGCACAAAACAUUACACCAAACAUCGUCAUGUACUUGCCUCGUAAUGUGGCCUUGCUUCAAGUGGAACAUCUUGCUUGGUUAUCUUCUCCCCCUCUUCCAUUUCAGAUUGAAGAAAGCAAGCUUCACGGCCAUGUGAAAGGCAUAACAGUUUAUUUUGGUGGCAUUGCAUCCUCAUGAGCCAUAGCUCAAGUUCAAUUUAUCAAAGUAAUCAAACAAGAGGGUUAAGCCAAAGUUCAGUACUUUUGAAUUUGAAACCUUUAUUUUUGUACGAAUAUUUUGAAUGUAUAUUAGCUUCUUUAUUUUGCAUAACAUUUGUAACUUGUUAAAUUUUCUCUCCCAAGUUUUUUUAAAAAGAAAAAACUACCUAGUUU